Theobroma cacao (cacao) is the source of this 1029-nucleotide messenger RNA. Its product is annotated as Tetratricopeptide repeat (TPR)-like superfamily protein. The record is from RefSeq and is a predicted model, not a curated record. NCBI's taxonomy places the organism in Eukaryota, Viridiplantae, Streptophyta, Magnoliopsida, Malvales, Malvaceae.
UCUCUUGGUCAUCCCUGUUUUUAUAUUCUUAAUUGCCUUCAGAAGAAAAUUUAACUGAAGAAAGCAAGAAGUUUAUGAAUGAACGAGUAUAAAUUGAAACAGAAACCAUGGCCUGAGGUACCAAAAUCCCCUCUUAUCUUUCCCUGUUUUUUCGGUGCAUAGUAGCUGAAAAAGAUUGAGAUAGGAAUGGUGAAGCUCGGGAUCCCUACAUUAUUUCUCUUCACUAUUUUCUUGGUAGCCCUGCCUAAGACACUUUCCCAACUGCCAAGGUCAAUAUCACCACCCCGUCCACUUUGCGCAACCCAAUUCGCCCUGGUGAACUAUGCAUGUGCCAGAGUGUCAUUUUUCCCAUUGCCACCUCGAACACCUCCCCCACCUCCUCCAUCCCCUCCCUCCCCAGAAGGACAAAAACACGAGCAUAGACACGGUCACAGGCAUAGGCAUAGGCAUGUGCCCCAUGAGACACCUGAUCUACAUAACUGUUGUCGAUGGUUGAAGGAGGUGGAUCAUGAGUGUGUAUGUGAAGUUCUGGUUCACUUGCCCGUCUUCCUUUCCAGGCCUAACCAUGACUACACUGUAAUUGUUGAUGAAACCUGCAGCCACACCUUCACAUGUGGAGGGCGAAUAAUAGGACCAUGAUGCAGCUCAUUUUCAUCUGACUUAGUUUAACUAUUCUAUAGAAUAUUGAAUUAUGGCUAUAUCUGCUUUUAAUUUCGAGUUUGAUGCAACCAUAUAUUGCUAUAUGUGUGUAUGUGUGCGUGUUUUUUUUUUUUUUUUUCAUUUUCAACUUGUUUCUAUAGUUUGAUUGUUGGCUAAGCUAUACUCUCGCUUAAAAUAAUUUAGUUUGUUCAUCAUAUAUAAGUUGCGGCCACUUCUUUAAAUAGUGCUUACCCCGUUUAGAUAGCAGAUGUCUAAUAAGAAUUUGUAGCUGUGCCUGCAACGACCAAGAUAACAAUAAAAGCUAUGAGCUACUCUGGUUCAUAAGUUCUCCUCAUGACAUAAAUGAGAGGGCAUACAAUUGUUUAUUGU